GACAGGGUUUCACCUUGUUAGCCAAGAUAGUCUGAAUCUACUGACCUCGUGAUCCGCCCGCCUCGGCCUCCCAAAGUGCUGGGAUUACAGGCAUGAGACACCGCACCCAUCCAAAAAAACCUUUCUAAGAGUAGAUAGCUACUCAUUUGAUCUGCCUCCUCUGCUGAAUCAAUUAUGAAUUUUUUUUUCGCCUGCAAAUAACAGAAAACUAACAGUGUAAGAAAUAAAGUGAUUACAAAUAGGGAUUCCCCCCCGACACACACUACAAUAUUUCUUGAUAUAGGUCAUUAUGGAUAUUAGUUUAGUGACUCAAUAAUAUCAUGGCUCAGGGUCAGUUUGUCUGUGAUUCUGUCGGCCUUUCUCUCAUAGUCUUAAACUCCAGGUAUCACAUUGGCAGGCUAGAGGGAGGGCAGCCCAGGUGUUCCUUUUAUCAGAAAAGCUGCAAGUGUCUCAAAAAGCACACCCCUCUCCUAUCAGAUGUCCAUCUUAUUGGCCGGAACUAUGCUGCACCUCCAUUCCAAGAACAAGAUCUCUGAGGAAAAAAAUGUAUUGUUUUAGCUUCUAAAAAGGAGAUGGCCAAGGGAUAAGACAGUUGAGAAGGGUGUGGCAUGAUGGAGUGUCUGCUGCUCUCUUGGGUUUAGAAGGAACUCCUGUUAUUCCAGUGUCACCUGAGUACCGACUGGGUCUCAUGGGGCCACUCUAGACUCAGACAUUCUUCUUUUUUCUUCUGCUGUACCACCAUCCUUCUAGACUCUGCUGCUUUGCUUCCUCCCACCCUAUCCCCCACCACCACACAGAGUGACUCCACUCCCACACACUCAGGCAUUCGCACAGUCCAACCUUCAUUUUUAGGAAGUCCUUGAACUGACUAGCCCUUAGGAAGGUGGCACAGGUGUUCCUAGGAUUAUAAAAUGUUUUAUUGAAUAAGUUUUCUCUGUGGAUGUCCAAGAACCUUUCCUCCCAGCCUGUUUGAAAGAACAAUGAUUGAAUCAGAACAGGACAUACUGAUGCUAAAAAAAAAAAAAAAAAAAAAAAAAAAUCACAAGUAGGUAUCUUGAAAGCAUAUCCCAAGGCUUUUCUUAAAGUAACCUUUAUACUGAACCAUAAAAAGAUUAAAGACACCUUCCGCUAGAGUAAGGCCCUGCCAUUCACAUUGAGAUUGUUCAGAAAAAGAAGAAUUGACACCUUUACUGAAAGGAGUCAAGGUCUUGCAAGCCGGAAACUGGUUUGAUGACAAUUCCCUGACUUGCUAGGUAAGCUGGUCCACAUCGAGACGAGUCUCUCCUUGACUUCUGACUUACUUUGUGUUUAUUGAAGGAAUCCUAUGAGUCAUGUUUAGCCUUUCCAGCCUGAUUGAGUUUGAAGGAGCCUCUGGAUUAUUGCAUACAAUGGAUUUUGCAAACAGUUUUCUUCAGCAUACCCACAGGAGAAAGGCAAGUCGGUUCAUAAAUGGAAAUUCUAGACAAACAACUAAGCUAAAGACACCUCUCUGUAUAAAUGCUUCCAGAUGGAGAGAAGUUUUUCACUUUACUCUCCACAGUUUUCACUUUAAAGGGUUAUUGAGAUGGAAGCAUUGGAGCGAAGCACAUUAGAAUCACUUGUCCCACCUUUCCUUCUGAGGAAGGCUGACUUACAGUUGCAAGGGGAAAAUACUGGCUAAAAAAUAAUUCUUGGUCUGUUCCCCGUAGUCUAUCAACACAUGCUUUUCAGAAGAAGAAAAAACAAAAAACAAAAAAAAAACAUCUGGAGGGAAUAGGACUGAGUUGGUAGAACAUCUUGAAGGGGGCUGGCCUUCACUUAGAAAAUUGAAAAGAAAGGCAAAUAAGCCAUUAGGAAGAGUCUGUGGUUGUUAAGCAGAGUAACCUAAAGGAGGAACUUCAAGAUACAAGUUUAAAGCAACACUCUGUAAUUAUUUUUAUUAUAGUAUAAAGUUCUUAAGUUUGUCUUCACCCUUUGAAAGAGUUCUGAACAGAAUUAGAGUUUUCUUAAAAAAUCUCGGGGCCUACAAAAAAUGCCAUUUGGCCUCCACAGUAAGUUGCUCUCACUCAGAAAGUCCUCUCCCUUCUACAGCUUCCUGUAUAAAAGGCUGGGAUACCAACAUCUGCCUGAAGCAAAAACACAUGUAUUUUUAACCAAAUAAAUAAAAAAGGCACAAAAGUCUGAGUACAUCAUGCUGCUCGUAGUCUUACUGGCUGACUCCCAUUGGCUCGCUCACUGUUGUUAUAAUUUCGUUUAUGCCUUAGGCAGAUGGGCGCCUCUGCUCAUGGGUGAUUUAGAAUCUGCUGAUAGUGGCUGGAAUGAAGCAUGGAGGAUCUUGCAACUUCUAAGCCCACUGGCUUAGACCACUGUAUUCUUGGGCUUAGAUGUUUACUCCAUAUAUGAUUCCCAUCAAUGGUGAUACCUGGGCCAUUGUCCAGCGGGUGAAUGUGAUUUUCUUCUUUGGAGAAGGCCAUUGCAAAUCACAGCUAAUAGGGACCCUAAUGAGGACGUUCACCUCCCAGCUCCUCUGUGCCAGGGCAGUGGAUAACAACAGGAUGUGGGUUUUAAACACGUGUAAGCUUCUUCAAGCUGCCUCUUUCAGUUUCAUUCUUUUUUUAAGGCCCUAGAAAAUAUAAUCCACGUACUUGAAACAAACAUUUUUUUCUUGUUGCUAAUGUUUUUGGUCGUGUUUUCUCCCAUGUCAGGAUUGGAUUCCACUCUGAUUAGUACCAAGAAAUAUAUAUUAUUCUCCCAUGUCAGGAUUGGAUUCCACUCUGAUUAGUACCAAGAAAUAUUAAUUGGUACAAUAUGUAAAUGAAAACAUGGGACAUUUACAAGGUAGGCAGAAGAUAAUAUAUGCUUGUAAGUUUCACUUUCGGUAAAUAUGAAAAUGUAUUCUAUUCAUCCUCCAUGGGUGUUGUUAAAGCUACUCUGCUCUACUUUGGACUCUGCAAAUGAUUUUGAUGAAUAGGACCAAAAGAUGUCAAAAGCCACAAACCUAUCAUUGUAAAAACUAAAGGCAUUUAGUUUCAAAUUAAUUUAUUUAAAAGGAAGUUUUAAUAUUUGAACAGGCCAUAAAAUUAGGAUCAAGUAAGCAAAUCUAUAGGCACUUUUAUCAGAGACAGGAGCAAUGAGAGAUUGCAGGAAACAGAAAGGAAUCAGACUUUAUUCUUUAUAUUUGUUAUUCCAGUCCUCACCGUCCUCUUUGCUCCUCUUCCCAAUUCAUUCUUUUCCUUUCUGUUACUAGUUGUCCUUCUUGUCUCUCCUCUUCUUCCCAUCACCCCCAGGAUACACAUUAAAGAGAGAAUACCAGAAAUCGGCAGCACUGGUGAGCCAAGAAAUAUAGAGGUUUUUGUUUUUUUUCAUUUCAAGUUUUAAGUUGUCCUUGUGCAUGAAAUAUGUGCGUGAUAAAAAGGGGGUUGCCAUCAAGGCAUAUUGUCUUGAAAAGCCAAGGGUUCUUUUUUAGUUUUCCUCUAUAAUGAAGACUUUCUUAGACUGUGAACUCUAUAAUUAUGCUCACUGAACAAAUACCUUGAAAGGGAAGUAAUUCCAAGUCAUGUGUCAAAGAUUCAAUUUGACAUGUAUUUACUAAAUGCCUAACAUGCCUAUGCAUUUUGUUUAUUCAUUUAUAGUAACAAGAUAUAGUGAGUUCAUAUACUGUACCAGCACUGUGCUCAGUAUUAAAAAAUUGGAGUCAGAAGAUUCCCACUUUCAAGAACUUACAGUCCAAUGGAGGAGAAAGAAGUAUGAAAGGAUCGGUUGCAGGGUGACAAGAGAGUGUUCCAAUAGUGCAGCUCCAAAGCUGUGAUUUUAAAAAGAUGAUGCAAACCAGUUAUCUCUUGCUUCAUGGAGUGGAUGGGCUACAGGAAAUUUGGCAAUAAAACAAAGUUUAUAUAAGUUGCAACAUUUUUCUACAACUCUACUAUAAAAUUGGAAAUGCUUUCACACAGAAAAACCUCUCAAAAUGCUGAAUGCAAAAGUUGGGAUCACAGAAACAUUGUGCCUAUAUUUGGUCUGCUGGAAACUGUAUUUUUACAAGCUCCAGGGUUCCUUGAAAAGAAAACAGGUAGUUAACCUAUCUCCUGCCAACAGCAAGCGACCCAAUGGCUUUGUGGACAACUCAUUUCUUGAUAUCAAAAGAAUUCGUGUUGGGGAGAAUCUCACUGCAGGACAAGUUGGCCUCCAAAUAAACAAUGGACAAAGUCAGAUUAUGUCAGGAACCUUGCCUAUGAGCCAAGCACCCCUGCGAAAGACUAAUACUCUGCCAUCCCAUACACAUUCUCCUGGCAAUGGCCUGUUUAACAUGGGCUUAAAGGAGGUAAAGAAGGAGCCAGGAGAGACUCUGUCUUGCAGUAAGCACAUGGAUGGCCAAAUGACCCAAGAGAAUAUUUUUCCUAAUAGGUAUGGAGACGACCCUGGAGAACAACUGAUGGAUCCUGAGCUGCAGGAACUCUUCAAUGAACUGACCAACAUAUCUGUGCCUCCCAUGAGUGACCUUGAACUGGAGAACAUGAUCAAUGCCACCAUAAAGCAAGAUGACCCAUUUAACAUUGACUUGGGUCAGCAAAGCCAGAGGAGCACACCUAGGCCCUCCUUACCCAUGGAGAAAAUAGUGAUCAAAAGUGAAUACUCACCAGGCCUGACUCAAGGCCCCUCAGGCUCUCCUCAGCUGAGGCCCCCAUCAGCUGGCCCUGCAUUCUCCAUGGCCAACUCUGCCCUCUCCACUUCGUCUCCAAUCCCUUCAGUCCCUCAGAGCCAGGCUCAGCCUCAGACAGGCUCAGGAGCAAGUCGGGCCCUGCCAAGCUGGCAAGAAGUAUCCCAUGCCCAGCAGCUCAAACAGAUAGCUGCCAAUCGUCAGCAGCAUGCCCGGAUGCAGCAGCACCAGCAGCAGCACCAGCCUACCAACUGGUCAGCCUUGCCCUCUUCUGCUGGACCAUCACCAGGCCCAUUUGGGCAGGAGAAAAUCCCCAGCCCUUCUUUUGGUCAGCAGACAUUCAGCCCACAGAGCUCCCCCAUGUCUGGGGUAGCUGGCGGCAGCAGCCAGUCGAAAGUAAUGGCUAACUACAUGUACAAGGCUGGCCCCUCAGCCCAGGGUGGGCACCUGGAUGUGCUCAUGCAGCAAAAGCCUCAGGAUCUCAGUCGAAGUUUUAUUAACAACCCGCACCCAGCCAUGGAGCCCCGUCAGGGCAACACCAAGCCUUUGUUUCAUUUUAACUCAGAUCAAGCAAACCAGCAGAUGCCUUCUGUUUUGCCUUCUCAGAACAAGCCUUCUCUCCUACACUACACCCAGCAGCAGCAGCAGCAGCAGCAGCAGCAGCAGCAGCAGCAGCAACAACAACAACAGCAACAGCAGCAGCAGCAACAGCAACAGCAACAGCAGAGUUCAAUUUCAGCUCAACAACAGCAACAGCAACAGCAGCAGAGCUCGAUUUCAGCCCAACAACAACAGCAGCAGCAGCAACAACAACAACAACAACAACAGCAACAACAGCAGCAGCAGCAGCAACAACCAUCUUCUCAGCCCGCCCAAUCUCUACCAAGCCAGCCUUUGCUAAGGUCACCUUUGCCACUUCAGCAAAAGCUCCUACUUCAGCAAAUGCAGAAUCAGCCCAUCACAGGAAUGGGAUACCAAGUCUCCCAACAACAGAGACAGGAUCAACACUCUGUGGUAGGCCAGAACACAGGCCCCAGUCCAAGUCCCAACCCCUGCUCAAAUCCAAACACUGGAAGUGGUUACAUGAACUCCCAGCAAUCACUGUUGAAUCAGCAAUUGAUGGGAAAGAAGCAGACUCUACAGAGGCAGAUCAUGGAGCAGAAACAGCAGCUUCUUCUCCAGCAGCAGAUGCUGGCUGAUGCGGAGAAAAUUGCUCCACAAGAUCAGAUAAACCGACAUUUGUCAAGGCCACCUCCAGAUUAUAAAGACCAAAGAAGAAAUGUGGGCAAUAUGCAACCAACUGCUCAGUAUUCUGGUGGCUCAUCCACAAUAAGCUUAAACUCUAACCAGGCUUUGGCAAACCCAGUUUCAACACACACCAUUUUAACUUCCAAUUCCAGCCUCCUGUCUACUUCUCAUGGGACAAGAAUGCCAUCAUUAUCUACAGCAGUUCAGAACAUAGGGAUGUAUGGAAAUCUGCCUUGUAAUCAACCUAGCACAUACAGUGUCACUUCAGGAAUGAAUCAAUUGACCCAACAGAGAAACCCAAAGCAAUUGAUAGCAAAUCAAAACAACCCUAUGAUGCCACGACCACCUACCUUAGGGCCAAGUAAUAAUAACAAUGUAGCCACUUUUGGAGCUGGAUCUGUUGGCAAUUCACAACAACUGAGACCAAAUUUAACCCAUAGUAUGGCAAGCAUGCCACCACAGAGAACAUCAAAUGUAAUGAUCACAUCCAACACAAGUGCACCAAACUGGGCCUCUCAAGAAGCAACAACCAAACAGCAAGAAGCCCUGACAUCUGCAGGAGUCCGCUUCCCCACAGGUACACCUGCAGCCUAUACCCCAAAUCAGCCAUUGCAACAGGCAGUAGGUAGCCAGCAAUUUUCCCAGAGGGCAGUGGCUCCUCCUAACCAGUUAACACCAGCAGUGCAAAUGAGACCCAUGAACCAAAUGAGCCAAACACUAAAUGGACAAACCGUGGGUCCCCUCAGGGGUCUGAAUCUCAGACCCAAUCAGCUAAGCACACAGAUUUUGCCUAAUUUGAAUCAGUCAGGAACAGGGUUGAAUCAAUCGAGGACGGGCAUCAACCAGCCGCCAUCCCUGACGCCCAGCAAUUUUCCUUCACCCAACCAAAGUUCCAGGGCUUUUCAAGCAACUGACCACAGCAGUGACUUAGCUUUUGACUUCCUCAGCCAACAAACUGAUAACAUGGGCCCUGCCCUAAACAGUGAUGCUGAUUUCAUUGAUUCUUUAUUGAAGACAGAGCCUGGUAAUGAUGACUGGAUGAAAGACAUCAAUCUUGAUGAAAUCUUGGGGAACAAUUCCUGA
Rhinopithecus roxellana (golden snub-nosed monkey) is the source of this 6964-nucleotide messenger RNA. RefSeq names its product mastermind like transcriptional coactivator 2 (gene MAML2). Gene Ontology annotation, molecular function: transcription coactivator activity. Gene Ontology annotation, biological process: positive regulation of transcription of Notch receptor target; Notch signaling pathway. The transcript has 5 exons. The record is from RefSeq and is a predicted model, not a curated record. Lineage: Eukaryota; Metazoa; Chordata; Mammalia; Primates; Cercopithecidae. Bases 3944 to 6964 code for a protein of 1006 amino acids. Gene Ontology annotation, cellular component: nucleoplasm; nuclear speck.